AUGAGUGCAUUCUACGAUUUAUCACCAAAAGACGCCAAAGGCGAAUCAUACCCCUUCAGUGACCUCAAGGGAAAGGUCGUGUUGAUUGUCAACGUCGCCUCCAAGUGUGGAUUCACUCCUCAGUACAAGGACUUGGAAGAGUUGAACAAGAAGUACAAGGAUCAGGGCUUGGUGAUUUUGGGAUUCCCAUGUAACCAAUUUUUGGGACAAGAGCCAGGAACUUCAGAUGAUAUCGCUUCAUUCUGCCAGUUGAACUACGGCGUGAGUUUCCCUGUAUUGGCCAAGAUUGAUGUCAAUGGUGACAAUGCUGACCCUGUUUUCAAGUACUUGAAGUCGCAGAAAUCGGGAUUAUUGGGAUUGACCAGGGUCAAGUGGAACUUUGAAAAGUUUUUGAUUGACAAGGAUGGUAAGGUUGUCCAGAGAUAUGGAUCAACUACCAAGCCCUUGAGCAUCGGCCCUGCCAUUGAGAAGUUGUUGAAAUAA
Yamadazyma tenuis ATCC 10573 is the source of this 483-nucleotide messenger RNA. It is a transcript of the gene GPX2, whose product is annotated as glutathione peroxidase. Gene Ontology annotation, molecular function: glutathione peroxidase activity. Gene Ontology annotation, biological process: cellular response to oxidative stress. NCBI's taxonomy places the organism in Eukaryota, Fungi, Ascomycota, Pichiomycetes, Serinales, Debaryomycetaceae. The record is from RefSeq and is a predicted model, not a curated record.